Molecule: messenger RNA, 78 nt
Organism: Debaryomyces tyrocola
Lineage: Eukaryota; Fungi; Ascomycota; Pichiomycetes; Serinales; Debaryomycetaceae
Source: the annotation of a GenBank genome assembly
AUGAUUGAUAUGUAUAAAGAAGGUACACAAUUUUCAGUGAGUGAAUACGAGUGGCAUUAUUUGAACUUAGAAUUGUAA